This is a messenger RNA of Mytilus trossulus (common blue mussel), 832 nucleotides long. RefSeq lists its product as uncharacterized. The record is from RefSeq and is a predicted model, not a curated record. The coding region runs from base 141 to 755 and encodes 204 amino acids. NCBI's taxonomy places the organism in Eukaryota, Metazoa, Mollusca, Bivalvia, Mytilida, Mytilidae. The transcript has 2 exons.
AUUUAAGGCUGACCAAUGAAUGUUCUUCACACUGAGAAGUUUUUGUGAUAUAUCUUUUUCGUUUUGUAAACAGAAACAUAUUCCAAAGACAAGACGAUAAGACAGCAGUGAGAAAAGUUCAAUCCAUUGAAUGUUCAAAGAUGACAAACACAUACGUUUCUAAUGCAUAUUCGGAUAUAGUAUUUGCGCAAGUUAAAGGUGAUGCAUUAGCUAUUGCUGGAACAAAAAGAGAGGUCGGCGGCAGCGUUAGAUUAGGGUACGUUGGCGUCGGAGGGAAGACAAAUGAAUACACUAAAUAUGAUAACAGCACGAUACUUAAGGGGUAUACUAGAAUUCCACCAGGACGUUCAAUUCCAUUCCAUCCACAUACUGCUAAAAAUAGAGUGUACGUAACUCUAACUACAGCUGAUCAUUUGAUCAUUUGCGAGAAUCAUGCAUUGAGACUGGGGCAAAACGUUAUUGUUGAUACCGAGGCAACAUUAAGAGUGGCCAAAAAAAAGUCAUUUAUUGGAAAAUUAUACGAGAAAUGGAUCGAUGAAGACGGUAAUGACUUUAAAGCAAGCGAUUCGGAUUCAGAUAGUUCAAGUAGCGACAGUAGCGACAGCGAUGAUAGCGACGACAGCGAUGAUAGCGAUGACAGCGACGAUAGUGACGAUGACGACGAUGAAAAUACUGACAAAGAAGACAAGGAGAACAAAGUGGACGAAGAGCAAAAUGCUGACAAUGACGAUAAAGCAGUGGAACCCAUAAGAUGAAAGAUUUUCUCUGUAAAUUCUAUUCACAUUAGAAGUGCUAUUUAAAAUUGACAUAUUCAUGUUUAUUUAUUCUUUGU